GCCUGCCCUCCUGGGGCCGUUUCUAACAACACUCCCCCCCUGAGAGCACGGAGAACGUAUAAAGGGCAGCCUCGGGGCACCCCUACACCAGUCCCUGCUACCAGGUAGCCGCAGACACAAGCACAGAGGCUCCAGCCAGCACCUCCUCCAGGCAGAAUGCGUGAAUGCAUCUCUGUGCACGUGGGGCAGGCUGGCGUGCAGAUCGGCAAUGCCUGCUGGGAGCUCUACUGCCUGGAGCACGGGAUCCAGCCCGAUGGGCAGAUGCCCAGCGACAAGACCAUCGGGGGAGGGGACGACUCCUUUAACACCUUCUUCAGCGAGACUGGGGCGGGGAAGCAUGUGCCCCGCGCUGUGUUUGUGGAUCUGGAACCCACUGUGAUCGAUGAGGUUCGCACGGGCACGUACCGCCAGCUCUUCCAUCCAGAGCAGCUGAUCACGGGCAAGGAAGAUGCCGCUAACAACUAUGCCCGAGGGCACUACACCAUCGGCAAGGAGCUCAUUGACCUGGUGCUGGACCGGAUUCGGAAGCUGGCUGACCAGUGCACAGGCCUCCAGGGCUUCCUGAUCUUCCACAGCUUCGGAGGGGGCACCGGCUCUGGCUUUACCUCGCUGCUCAUGGAGCGACUCUCUGUGGACUACGGCAAGAAGUCCAAGCUGGAGUUCUCCAUCUACCCAGCCCCUCAGGUGUCCACGGCCGUGGUGGAGCCCUACAACUCCAUCCUGACCACGCACACCACCCUGGAGCACUCGGACUGUGCCUUCAUGGUGGACAACGAGGCCAUCUACGACAUCUGCCGGCGCAACCUGGACAUCGAGCGGCCCACCUACACCAACCUCAACCGUCUCAUCGGCCAGAUCGUGUCCUCCAUCACGGCCUCGCUGCGCUUCGACGGGGCCCUCAACGUGGACCUGACCGAGUUCCAGACCAACCUGGUGCCCUACCCUCGCAUCCACUUCCCCCUGGCCACCUACGCGCCGGUCAUCUCGGCCGAGAAGGCCUACCAUGAGCAGCUGUCGGUGGCCGAGAUCACCAACGCCUGCUUCGAGCCGGCCAACCAGAUGGUGAAGUGCGACCCCCGCCAUGGCAAGUACAUGGCCUGCUGCCUGCUGUACCGGGGCGACGUGGUACCCAAGGAUGUCAAUGCCGCCAUCGCCACCAUCAAGACCAAGCGCACCAUCCAGUUCGUGGACUGGUGCCCCACGGGCUUCAAAGUGGGCAUCAACUACCAGCCCCCGACGGUGGUGCCCGGGGGAGACCUGGCCAAGGUGCAGCGGGCCGUGUGCAUGCUGAGCAACACCACCGCCAUCGCCGAGGCCUGGGCCCGCCUGGACCACAAGUUCGACCUGAUGUAUGCCAAGCGGGCGUUCGUGCACUGGUACGUGGGCGAGGGCAUGGAGGAGGGCGAGUUCUCCGAGGCCCGGGAGGAUAUGGCCGCCCUGGAGAAGGAUUACGAGGAGGUGGGCAUGGAUAGUGUUGAGGGGGAGGGGGAUGAGGAGGAGGGGGAUGAAUACUAG
Molecule: messenger RNA, 1515 nt
Organism: Sorex fumeus (smoky shrew)
Lineage: Eukaryota; Metazoa; Chordata; Mammalia; Eulipotyphla; Soricidae
Product: tubulin alpha-1D chain
Exons: 4
Coding region: 157-1515 (452 amino acids)
Biological process (GO): microtubule cytoskeleton organization; mitotic cell cycle
Cellular component (GO): microtubule; cytoplasm
Molecular function (GO): GTP binding; structural constituent of cytoskeleton
Source: RefSeq, a predicted model, not a curated record